AUGCACAUAGUUGCUUUAGCAUUAAAGGCAGUUGGAAUCAACGUUGAUGAACUCACUUUGUCAACAAGCUCUCUUUACGGAUCUAGAAAAGCUAUACGACAAUUUAUCGGAAAAACUAUCAAAAACACAUUUUUGCCAAACACACCUCUUGUGGCUCACUUUGAUGGAAAACUUUUACCUGAUUUUAAUGGUGUAAACAUAGAUCGCCUGCCAAUUGUGGUAUCAGGGAAAAAUGUAGAAAAACUGAUAGCUAUACCAAAGGUAAAAACUGGUUGUUCUUUGAAUAAUGAUGAAAAUUUGUGGCUAAAGCAAAAUCGUGUAGCUAUGAUUAAUUUUCUUCAAGACCAACUGCAAAAUACUCAACCUCGACAUGGCUACUUGCAAUUGAUUAGGCUUUCUCUCAUAACUCUUGGAGUUUCAGAUCCUACUGCUGUACAAGACACUCCUCCAGGAGCUUAUCAUAGGGCUCACUGGAUGGCCAAAAGAAUUUAUUGUUUGAAGAUUUUUUGUUUUCGUGAGCAACUGAAGUUAACUGUACAUGAGCUACAAGCAUUAAAGAGACUUUGUCUCUUUACUGUAACUGUAUAUGCAAAGGCAUGGUUUUGUGCAGCAAACAGCUGUAGUGCUCCUUACAAUGAUUUAUGUCUUCUUCAAACUCAGGAAUUAUAUGAAAAAGUUGAUUGCAAAGUUGGAAAAGAAGCAAUGAAAAAAAUUAAAAGGAAUCUUUGGUAUCUAAGCAAAGAUCUUGUUGGAAUGACAUUUGUUUCUGAUUUGGUUAAUUUCGAUGAGAAAAGGCUUAUGGUUAAAGCAUUACAUAAACCAGCAAAAAAAUGA
Helobdella robusta is the source of this 834-nucleotide messenger RNA. RefSeq lists its product as hypothetical. NCBI's taxonomy places the organism in Eukaryota, Metazoa, Annelida, Clitellata, Rhynchobdellida, Glossiphoniidae. The record is from RefSeq and is a predicted model, not a curated record. The transcript is spliced from 2 exons. Bases 1 to 834 code for a protein of 277 amino acids.